AUGGAUACUGGAAACUCCAAUAGAGAUCGAAGGAGAGUAUGUUUAGCAGAUUUGAUUGAAUUAGAUAUAAUAGACUACGAGGUGAUUCUUGGUAUGGAUUGGUUGGUGAAGUAUGGAUCAACCAUCAAAUGUCACAAGAAGGCAGUGAAGUUUAAGCUAGACAAUGGGGAACAGUUCACCUUCGUGGGCGACGUAGCAGGACUUUGUACACCGAUAAUCUCAGCCUUAAAAGCACACAACAUGAUUCGUAAUGGAGGUCAGACAUUUCUUACAAAUGUAGUGGAUAAGACUACAGAAAUUGAGCAAAUGCCUGAGGAUGUUUGUGUACUGUGUGAAUUCUCGGAGGUGUUUCUAGAUGACUUACCCGGCCUACCUCUAGACAAGGAAAUUGAAUUUGUGAUUGAUUUGAUUUCAGAGACUGCACCCAUAUCACAGGCACCCUACAUAAUGACACUGACAGAGCUAAAGGAACUAAAAAUACAAUUACAGAAGUUGUUGGACAAAGUAGCUUUCAUGGAUUUAAUGAACCUAGUCUUCAAGGACUUUCUAGACAAACUUGUGGUAAUGUUUAUUGAUGACAUUUUAAUCUACUCCAAAUCUGAGACGGAACAUGAAGAACACCUAAGAUUGAGACUAAAGUGGCUUCAAGGGCAUCAGUUGUACGCAAAGUUUAAGAAGUAUGAAUUCUGGUUAAAGAAGUGUGAGGAGAGCUUCAACACCAUGAAGAAUAAGCUUAUAUCAGCUCCAGUGUUGUGUGUACCAACUAAAGAAGGAAAGUUUGUAGUAUACUGUGAUGCUUCGAAGAAUGGCUUGGGAUGUGUAUUGAUGCAAGAUGGUAAAGUAGUGGCUUAUGUCUCAACAAAAUUGAGAGAAUAUGAACAAAGAUACCCUACCCAUGAAUUGGAGUUGGUUGCGGUAGUAAUUGCACAUAAGAUAUGGGCGCACCACCUUUACAGAGAGAAUUGUGAGAUAUACACAGACCAUAAGAGCCUACAGACACCACUACAUUGGGAUAAGGUGGGAGAGAAACAAAUUCUUGGUCUAGAAGCAGUGAGAGAGACCACUGAAGCAGUCGCCAAGAUUAGGCAGAGGAUGAUGACUGCUCAAAGGAAGAAGGGAAGGCUAAGCCCAAGGUAUAUAGUUCCAUUUGAGAUCUUGGAGAGAUUUGGGCAAGUUUCCUAUUGCUUGGCUUUACCACCAGUGCUCGCUGAGACAAAUAAUGUGUUCCAUUUUUCUGUGUUGAGGAAUUAUGUGCCUGAUCCCUCCUACAUGUUGAGUUAUGACCUAUUGGAACUAAGGCAAGAACUGAGUUAUGAUGAGCACCCAAUGCAAGUUCUAGAGAUAAGAGUCAAGGAACUAUGGUUCAAGAAAAUUUCGCUAGUAAAGGUCCUAUGGAAGAAUUGUUCAGCUAGAGAGGCAACCUAG
Molecule: messenger RNA, 1425 nt
Organism: Humulus lupulus (European hop)
Lineage: Eukaryota; Viridiplantae; Streptophyta; Magnoliopsida; Rosales; Cannabaceae
Exons: 5
Coding region: 1-1425 (474 amino acids)
Source: RefSeq, a predicted model, not a curated record